AUAUAUAGUUCGUAAACGCAGUCGUAUUUCACGAUAACUAUCCGCUGUGGACCUGAGACAACACGUCCUAAACCAGUGUCCUAGUCGCACUGGUAGCCGCGUUUAUUUGGCUUCUCAAAAAAUGAAGAGGCAAUUCUUGUCUGGCCUGGACAUUUGAAAUUGGACACCCCUGGCGUUGAGGCCCCUCUUUCCGUGCGGAGGAAUACGUUGUUGCUGCUGACAAUGUGGAUGGCGGUGGCUAAGAUGUCUACUAGAAGAAUGAAUUCAUCUCAAUUGUAGCAACAAAAAGGAAGUCGUGAGGCAGCGAGAGGCUGUUUGGAUACUGACUGGUUACUUUGUGUCUACGACGUGGAUUGUCUGUCGAAGGAUGUUUAAAUCGGGAUUCGGAAAUAUUUUUUGGUGAUCCAACGCUUUUUUCAUGCGCCGAGGUUCAAAUUCUCUUCAAGUUUGUUUUUCUCCUACGAGAGUCGGUCUUUCUUUAUAACCACUGGAUGUCAAACAUCUGAUAAAGAGAGGGGCUCUUUAAAGACAGCGGGGCAUGAAUGAGCAGCAGGACCACAGAAUGGCCGUCGAAACCGAUAAGGAACUCAGCGACCUCUUGGAUUUUAGUGCGAUGUUUGCGCCCCCUGUGGCCAACGGGAAGAAUAGACCAACCACACUUGCCAGCAGUCAGUUUGGUGGCUCAGGCCUGGAUGAGCGUAGCAGUGCCAGCCCCUGGCCUGCAGGGGAACAGGACAGCCCCUCCUUCAACCAGGGCCGGAGUUACGGUGAGGGCUCACACUACAGCGAGCAUGACGGACUGUCGUCCCCAUUCCUCAGCUCAGGGAUCGGCGGAAAGAAUGAAAGGGGGCCUUAUUCUUCGUUUGGCUCCCAGCCAGGGUUUCUGCCUUCAGACGUCGUAAUGGCCAGUGCUGACGCCCUCUCGCCCUCGGGCCUGAAAUCCGGCUCCCAGUUCUACCCCUCGUACUCUGGCAACCCACGCAGACGCCCGCCUGAAGCAAACAUCGACACACAGCCGAAGAAGAUUCGGAAGCCUCCUGGGUUGCCGUCUUCGGUGUAUGCCUCCACAUCUGCUGAUGAGUAUCCCCGGGACGGCGCUGGAUAUCCCACCUCCAAAGCCGCCCCCGUCUACCCUGGCUCCUUCUACAUGCAAGAGGGCCUGCAUCCUUCUUCGGACCCCUGGGCGGCGUCGGGGCCCCUGGGACAGUCGGGCUACACGGCGAUGCUGGGCAACCCGCCGCACAUGAGCCAACCUGGCUCCUUCACUGCCAUUAACCCACAGGACAGGAUGAAGCGCCAGCCGCUGCCUCUGUCCCCGCAAAACUACCCCCUCCACGGGGCCGACGUCAACGGCUUCCACUCGGGAUCUGCAGCCUACAGCCAUGCGGCGCCCAUGAACGGAGCAGACGCCAUCAUGGCCAAUAGAGGCUCAGCCACAGGCAGCUCAGGUGAUGAGAUCGGGAAGGCUCUCGCCUCGAUCUACCCCUCAGACCAUAACGGCAGCCCCUUCCCGUCCACGGCCUCCACGCCAGUGGGGUCACCCCAGGGCAUUGCAGGUGCUGCGCAGUGGCCGCGAUCGGCUGGCCAAACGGCACUCUCGCCCAGCUACGAAGGUGGACUGCAUGCACUUCAGAACAAAAUGGAGGAUCGGCUGGACGAGGCCAUCCACGUACUGCGCAGCCACGCCGUCGGCCAGGGCCCUGGAGCCGGCCUUGCCGCCGCCCACUCGGAGGUGCACAGCUUGCUGGGUGCCGUCUCCUCAUCCAUCCAUAACGGCGCCCUGGGGAGCCUGUCGCAGGGCUUCAGCGGUCCUGGGCUGCCUCUGGCUAACAGGCACGCCCCCAUGGGCGGGAGUCACCAUGACGACCCAGCAUGUCUCCCUGCCAGCAGUAAUUUGCUCCAGGCGUCCCACACCUCGGGUACCACACAGUCUGCAGGGGCGCCCGAGCCCUUCGGCAGUUUGCCAGGAGGCGCGGCCUGUUCCACACACUCGUCCAACAGCGCAGAGAUCAAGAGGGAGGACAAGGAAGAUGAUGAGAACUCCUCUGUGGCAGAUAAGUCUGAGGAGGAGAAGAGAGACCCCAAAAUGUCUCGCAGCAGAACAAGAAAGGAGGCGUUUUCCCUCCAGAGCCAUUCAAGUGUUUCAGACCAGGGAGAAGAUAAAGACGACGAGGACGACGAAGAUCUUCCCGCUGAGGUGAAGCUGGAGAGGGAGCGAGAGCGGCGCGUGGCCAACAACGCCCGUGAGCGUCUGCGCGUGCGCGACAUCAACGAGGCCUUCAAGGAACUGGGCCGCAUGUGCCAGCUGCACCUGAGCACGGACAAGCCGCAAACCAAACUGCUGAUCCUGCACCAGGCCGUCAACGUCAUCCUCAACCUGGAGCAGCAAGUCAGGGAGCGCAACCUGAACCCGAAGGCGGCCUGUCUGAAGCGGCGAGAGGAGGAGAAGGUGUCCGGCGUGGUGGCCGACUCUCAGAUGCCGCUCUCGGGAGCCCAUCCUACUCUGGGAGGGGACGCCCACAAUCCCGUCAGUCAUAUAUGAUGCAUUCAGAAGAGGUUUCCGGGCUCACUGAAGAAGUGCCCUUUUGUCUUUUCGUCCAUCCUCUUCAGUUUGUGUGUGUGUGUAUACGCGCGCGCGCGCACACACACACACACACACACACACACACACACACACACACACGUUGACAUGGAAAGUGUAUCACCGCUGAAAUGUAAGAAGUGCAUCUUCACGCAUCCAGAAACACACGAGUACUGCCAAAACUGACACGGCCCAUUUUGCCACACUCCUGACCACAAUUACCAGCGUAAAUGUGAAGAACUGUUUGUUUGUUUAUUUUUUUUAUUUUCUUGUUUUUCCUUUUGUAUUUUUCUGCUUCCAUGAAAUGAUGGAACACGGGGGUAGAUGCGUUGUAUCCCUUAUGGACACCCCCCCCCCCUGCUGAGAGAGAGAGAGAAAUACUUAAGUCAUUUAAUCAAGGAUUUGUGCCUAAUUGUUACAUUUUAUAUGAGACACUGAAGCAAAUUGCUUACUUAUGUGGAACAAAUCUGUUUGGGAGUUGCUUUUAUAUGAGCAAUGUUUUAUGUAGCUUGCCAUUCCCUACUUAAAGGUACAGUCUUAUAUGUAUAACGGAGCCCAUUUGUAGUGGGGAAAGACCCUGCGGUGCCAUGGGGGGCUGAGGCUCCCGUCGUGCUCUAGUUCUAUGGGCGUGGGUCUGUCUUUAAGGGAAUUGAGCUUACAGACCAGCAGAACUCUUCGAACUCUUGUGAAACUUGAUGGUUUCCACUGAAGCUGAGAUUUUCCUUUCUCAAAACACUCUGUAGAUUUUUUUAUUUUUAUUUUUAUUUUUUUUCCUUUUUCUUUAAUCACCAGACCUGCCAGGACUCUUGCCAUUUCUCUGGCCACUGUGCUGCCAGUUGGGGUUAACUCGCAGCUCAGGAGGUUUCUGCGGCUACUUAAGGCCUCGCUUUCUGAUGUAUGGCACGUUUUCCAGGAGGAAAAACCUCCCGUAUGUUGCUGCCGUUCGCUCUGGUGGAGCCGGCUGUCACCAGCUCAUGGCGUCUUUUGUCUCAGCAUUCCGCCUCGUUUCCUGUUUUACUCGCUCCGGUUUAAGCCCCAUGGCGGUCCUCCGAGUCCAGGGGCAGUGUGGGAGUCACUGCCCACCGUCUCGGAUCCGCCCCCACCCCAGCAGUGUCGCUCCACGUCCUCGGCCCUUCUGCCACUGGAAAUGAGGAUCCUCGCAGACUGGCAGAGAGUUUAAAAAAAGAAUAAUUCUGUCUUUCAUUGUAGGUUCCUUUUGUCCUUUUCCCAAAAUAUGUAACACCAAGACGAAUUGUUUCAGUUGAAGGCAGAAGAAGCAUUUUCAUACUUGCACACUCGUCGUUUGCCAAAAGACUGAAACCUCAUACAUAUGUCCACCUCACACAUGCAUAAAGGAUAUUAUUUCAACUUAAACAGAACAUGAGUAUAUACAUAUAAAUAUAUAUAUACAUACAUAUAAAUAUAUAUAUAUUUUUGUUAGUAUAUACAUUGUAGAUUUUUUAAAAAUUAAAAAUCACUAUUAGUUUCAAAUGUAGACUAUAUUGUGCAGGUGAGAGCAGGAACAGGUAUGAUGAACUGGAUGGAGAAGUACACGUUCAGAAUGGCCCGAGUUUUUGUUUGUUUGUUUGUUUGUUUGUUUGUAUAAUGUUCCAUUCACACCCAUUCAGCUGUGUUCCACCGCGCCGACACGGACAGCGCUUGUAUAUGUAACAUUAGUUCUCCUGUCAUAAGUGAGAGUGAUGUGACUCUAAUGUUUGAGAUUGCCUGGAGGCCUGUUUUGUCAAAGUUUUGUGAUUUAUUAUUUUUUUUUUAUUUUUGGUUUUGUUUUUUUUGUAUGUUAUUGGUAGUUGAAAUUCUUUCCUUUCAUUAAGGAAGGUGGGUAACACAGUAUACCACUGUCUGUAAUUACAGUUCCCUUCAUAUUGAAAUGUUGGUAUGGAAUGAGUUAUAGUGCAGCUGUAAAGCAACUGGUGUCCAACUUUGUUCCAGUUUUGACUAAGACAUUAUGCAACUGGUUUUGAAUGUACUUUCAAAUAUAUUUAAUACUCUUUGCGCCACACUAAGUUACUGCCAGUUCAGUUAAUAUUAAUUUUAUCACAUUUUGCAAUAUCUAUCUGUCAGUUUCUGAUCUACAAAGAGGAAAAUCUGUUUUUGUGUGUGUGAUAAAUGGGUGGUUUGAUGUAUGUAAGAUAAUACAGUGUUAUUUCCUAAUGGAUAUGCUGACAGUGGCCAUGUCCAUAAUGGACAUGCUGCAUCAAGUACCAAUAUUUGUUUUCAAAAAGAUUGUAAUGCAUAUCAAUUACUAGGGAUAAAAACACAUAAUUGACCUUUUGAACAUUGUCAGUGUGGCCUUCUCACUCUCAAGACUUUAUUUUGAGAGUGGUGCCUUAUCAGUGCCUGAGUUUAUUUUUCUUGUGAUAUAUAUUUUUUCCUGUCCUUGAAUUGCUUAAAGUAAAGGUACGCAUAUGAAGUCA
This is a messenger RNA of Electrophorus electricus (electric eel), 5016 nucleotides long. The record is from RefSeq and is a predicted model, not a curated record. Lineage: Eukaryota; Metazoa; Chordata; Actinopteri; Gymnotiformes; Gymnotidae.